GCAGGUGGAUUUGUUCCGGGCCUCCUCCCUACACAGUCCCCGCCUCCAGAUGUACGGGCUGCUGACGGGUCUCCAUUUCGCAGCGGGCUGACUCUCUCUCUCUGUCAGACGCUGAGUUGCUGGAGUCGCUGGAACAUUUACUCCCGCUGUUUUUUUCCCGUCUCCACCCUGGUGAGGUUUUAGUCCUCCGCUGUGAGUGAGUACGACCGCUGCUAUGGCGGAGGGUUGUUUUCUGACGGCGCUGCAGCCGAACUCAUCUUGUACUGCGUAUGUGCUGCCCUCGGACGAGCAGUCUGUGGACCCGCUGGGCAAAGUCCGGAGAGUCCAGCAGCAGGUCCGGAUGCGGUUGGCCGAGAGGAAGUCUUCCUCGCUCCCCAGACUGAGCAACUCACAGCUCGGGCCUGCAACAGACUACAGUCUUCCUGAAGUAAAAAGUUAUUCCAAGGCACAUGGCUUCAGUUCCAGGUCCAUGAUAAGCGCACCCACUCGUCCCAUGGCUGUAUCUGCAGUAUCUUCUCAAGCCCCUGGGUUCUCUUCCCACUCUGCUGUGGACAGCAGCUCAAAGGUGAGGCAUAAUGAAACCAGCAUGAUGCAGAGCAGCUUCCACACCUCACAGAUGCAAAGCAGAAGUCAACGCUCUAAGUCCCUGUGCCAGGAAGACCAAAGAGCAUUACCUCUCAAAGGUUCAGUCCACCAAGAGACUUCGUCUGUACCCAUCACUGUGCCUCCACCUGGAAACCUCAGGCGCAGCCUCAGUGGGAUAUUGGCCCAGGAGAGAGGCCACUGGCAGGAUGAGGAGCUGCCUUAUCAGUACACCUACAAAGGCCCAUCUCAUCGCAUCAUCAACAGAAUCACCAACAGACACCAGUACAACCAGCAGCAGAGCUCUGCGUUGGGGCACGAGGGCUGGGUAGGGAACGGCAGAGGCUUCACUACUCCAGGCGACAGUAUGGGAGCACAGUGGCAGCAUCACACAUUCAGGGCCAGCCAUGCCAUGGCCACAGCUCAGCAUUCCCCGCUCCAUCGGGCUGCCUCACUGCACUCCCUGAGGAGCGUCGGCAAGGGAGCAGAUAUCAUGGAUGCAGCCUCCAUACACAGCAAUGAUCCACUGGCAGAGAUGCAGAGUAUUGACAUGCCCACUGCUGUCAGAUAUCUUUCUGAGUCAAAUACAUCUCUGCAAGUUUUGGGAGCUGCUUAUAUACAACACCAGUGUUACCACAGCAACGAUGCCAAGAACCAGGUCCGUGCUCUCGGGGGUGUUCCAGUGUUGGUUCGCCUCUUCUCCAGUGACAAUUUGGAAGUGCAGCGCUACACUACAGCAGCUACGCGGAAUCUUGUAUAUGAGAAUGCUGACAACAAGGUCGCCCUUAUAGAAGCAGGUGGACUGACAUCUCUGGUAAACAUCCUGACCCAACAUGAUGAAGAGCUUUGGAAGACCAUUACAGGUGUCCUUUGGAAUCUGUCCUCCAGAGACAACCUGAAGGAGAGGCUGGCUAUGGAAGCACUGCCACUUUUAACUGAGAAAAUUCUGGUUCCACUUUGCAAGAGCAUUCCACUGAACCCAUCUGAGAGAGAGAUCUUCAACAACACCACCGGCUGCCUCAGGAACAUAAGCUCAGUAAAUGAGAGAACAAGACGAAAGAUGAGAGGCAUGCAGGGUCUGGUGGACUCUCUGGUGUGCUACAUUCAGCAGGAGGAAAAAGGAGAUGAUAAGGGUUUGGAAAAUUCCUUGUGUGUGAUGAGGAAUCUGUCAUACCAGCUGUAUGCAGAGCUUCCUCCCUCAGUCCGCCUCCAUCUGGAAGGCCCAUCAAGAGCUUCUGCCUCCAGAACCACUGAGAUGAUUGGCUGCUUUACUCUGCAGAGCAAAAAAAACACUGAGCUUCAUUAUAGGAAUCUGCCCACACUGCCGCACCCCAAGGGCUCUGAGUGGCUGUGGCACCCGAAGGUGAUUGGGCUCUACAAGCUCGUCCUACAGAACAGUGAAGGCAGCUCAGCUGCUCUGGAAGCUGCUGUUGGAGCCCUGCAGAACAUCACAUCUGGAGAGGCACAGUGGUCAGCAGUGUUGAGUAGUGUGGUGACAGAGCAGGAGAGGAUGCUCCCCAUGCUGCUGGAUCUGUUAGACAGCAGCAGUGAAAUGCUCCUAAGGCCUCUGACCGGCCUGCUGAGAAAUCUAACCAGGCACGCUGCAGACAAAGGGCACACGGCUAAAAUCAUGGUGAACGUUCUGGUGUACCAGCUGCCAAGUGAUGGUCUUCAGAAGACCCCAUCCAGUGAGGUGGUGGUCAACAUCUGUGGGGCCCUGAAUUAUCUGGUUACCUGCAGUUCUUUAGCAGCCCGAGAUAUCGCCUACUUCAAUGGCCUUCCAAAGUUGAUGGGCAUAAAGACAUCCCAUGACAACAGCUCUGGGAGUCUUAAAGCUGCCAGAGCAGCCUCCACCGUCCUCUGCAACAUGUUCCAGUACAACAAGCUGCACAGAGAUUACAAACUGAGAGGAUUUACCCGACAGAACUUCAUGGACGCCAGCUUUUAGUCUGCAGUCCCUUUUUUCUGUCAACAUGAAGGCUACAAUGAGGAGAACAAGGCAGAAAGACCGUCCCCCUCAUAUGGACUGCCUGGUUGAAAAAAAGACAGGAGCUGUUUGCCCUGUAUGUAUGUAACCGUUUCACUGAUUUGUGUUGUCUUCCUGACAUAAAACUUUUUUAUUGAAAUUGAUAUAUAGUUUCUCCAUAACAGAAUAGAUUUAGAAUUAAUAUGGUUGGUUAAAACAUACGGACAGGUAGUCAGACUGCGGUAAUCAGUUAGUGUUGUGUGUAUCAAAGUGCAUUUUAACAGUUAGUGUGUUUACCUGAUGUUUAUACUUUAAACCUAAUGCUGAUUCAUUUCACCUCAGUUCUGGCAUAUUUCUUAUUGUUCAGGCUACUGAAGGUUUUCCACAUCUUCAUACUCUGCACACCUCUCUUUGUGAGACUGAAGUGCUGCUCAUACUACCAAUCGAGAAAGAUAAAAACUACUAGAUAAUAUUGGUUGGAGAGUUUAAAAAGUUUAUUAAGAAUAUUUAUUGGAAAAUAUUUUUGUCCUUUAAAAUUGGACAUUUUGUCUUAUUGAAGCAAGAUAACAGCUGGAUUGGCAAAGAUGUUGGUGAAUACAUUUAAAUUGGGCAUUUAACAUUGAGUUGCUCUAGAAUUCUGAUGACUUGUUGUCUAAAAGUCGAUCACUUUAUUUUGUGUCUCAGAAGCAAACAUCAACAGCCUCAGUCCCUCCUGCAUACUCUGAUUCAUUCACAUGGUAACCAGCGAGCUAGAAGCACACUAUGUGGUGACUGUGUAAACCAGUUGUCUGAUUUCAAGUGAAGAUGUGUAAAUCUGCACUCAUCAGGGUUCGUACGGGUGCUUGAAAUCCUUGAAAAUGCUGAAAUUUCAACGUGUUUUCAAGGUUUGGAAAGUGCUUGAUUUCUGUAUAAAGUCCUUGAAAGUGCUUGAUAUUCCAUCUGUACAGUUUUGUAAUAAAGAUCACUUUAACCGUUUGAUUAAAAAUCUAAAUUUUAUAUUUUUAUGUUAAAGGCACCAAAUAGAGAGCGUUUUGUCUCUAAUGGAGUCUCAGAAAGCCUCGCUGCCGCUCAGAGAGGGUUUGCUCCUUUUCGUAAACCGGCAUGUGAGCAGCUGACUUCACCUGAUGAAAAGACCAGCCGCCGGACCGGUGGCGUCCCCUGGCAUAGCUAUGAAGCAGGCCUACUUUGAGCAGGUAGCUGUGCCUUGCUAGUUGAGCACGUCGCCGGUGAGUGGGAGAAAACAGCAUGCCAGGUGGUUGCUGUUUUAAUAACCUCUGGCUCGAAAAGACUCGAUUCAAAACAUGGUUGAAACAAAGACCAAAUCCUCAAGUAGCUUCCUGCAACGUAUGCAAGAAGGACCUGCAGCUUUUCGCGAUGGAAGAGUCAGCGUUCUCGAGCGGUAAACCAUAGUAGUGGGAGGGAAUCCUAAAUUUAAGGUAGUUUACAACUUUGCAGGAAAAUUGCAGAUUGUUUGAAGGAUGGAUCACGCUGAGGCUUUAAGUUAUCUACUCUACUUUAAAUUGUGCAACAGCAAAACAUUUGUAUUGAAAAUGCUAGUAAAGGUGGUUAACUAGUGGUUUAAUUUCGCAAAAAGUAGCUGUGGCUUGGCUUUGUUCCGUCAUGGGUGCUGUGCCUCUGAUUCCUUUUGGCCUCCUGCCUAUAUGUCCAUUCAGUGGCGGUUCUAGACCAAAUUUAACAGGAGAGCAGGGUGGGGCCAGUGUGUUUUCAUGGGGGCACAGGACAAACAAAUGAAACACAAAAAACGGGACAUUAUUUCAUCGAGUCACUUGCAGCUCAGGAGCUGCAGGUUGCAGACCCCUGAUCUAGCCAAUGAAAACUGUGACCGUAUCUCAGUAUGGCUAAAACUAAAAGUGCAAGACCUAAAUUUUUCAUUCCAUGUUAAAGUAAAACUGUAAAGAUAAAAAAUAAAAUUGCUGAUAGGCUCCCUUCACAUGAGGAACGCUGUGUGUGCCGUGGCUAUAAAGCUCAAUAAAGAAAAGGCACUCAGAGCUACAGACUGUUUGGUGCUGGAAAAGUUGGAAAAUGUACCUUGAAAAUGCUUGAAAAGUUUACUCUAGGAAAAGUGUACGAACCCUGAUGUAUGCACAGUUUGCUUAAAGCAGUACAGAAAAUUAGGUAAGGUCCAAUGAGAUAUCACUCUUAUUGAACCAUUCAGGUUCCUAUCUCAAAGAAUGCUGAGGAGACAACAUCAUGCUCAGCCCUUAGAUUUCAGAUUAUUAACCAUUAUGUCACUCUCAGUCUCAGCUCCGGGGGUCACUGUUUCAUUUAGUUCCAGGUUUUAGAUCCCAACAUGUUUUUUCUGUUUUGUAAGUGUGUGAGUGAAGCACAAUGUUUAACCAAUCACGAUUAGCUUUGAUCAGUGGUUAUUUACCUUUACUGAGGUGGUGCUCGUUAUUAAAGUAGCACCAUGAUGACAGAGACUUUCAGACACUACAACUUGGAGGAUUUUUAGCUUUUUGUGUGUUGUUAAUACAAACACAACAAACUUGCAUGAUUGGUUGAUGGAGCUAGUGUAAUCAUGCAUUCUGUUUUACACAGAAGUAGAUGUUUUGAAGUUUGAAGGUAAAAAAUACAUUAUAAAAAACUUCCUAGAGGUCUGAAUUCUAAGCGGGGGAGUUGUAGGUUUCUCUCCUAUCCCCCUAGAUCCAAUAUGGCUACCUUGCAUAAAGUUUAAGUUCUGCAAUGAAAAGAAGCAACAGCCAACAGCUCUUUAUUCUGGUUCACUGUCAUCCAGUUCAGUUCAUGCAGAAAGUUUGGUUGGUGCUUGUUAAGCUCUACAUCACAGUUCAUGUGUGUCUAAUUACCUUGCAAAAUAAAAAAGAUUUCAUCUGAGUCAAGUAAGACAGCUCAAGCACCACUGCUGGUACAGUAAUUGGUACAGUACCUAUAUCACAGUUUGAGAACCGUGGGCUUAGAUCAUAGGGACAACAACAAAAGCACCUCUUAUCCCCACACAGUUGCAUUACAGAUGCCAAAAUGCUUGUUAAAGCUCCUACUCCAAAGUAGAAACAAAAAAUAAAAAACGUCCAAAAGCAGAUUAAAGGAGUGCAAAACAACUGCAGGUUCUAUUUUGUGGAUUAUGAAAUGAGUCAUCACUAUACAUCAUGUGAUUGUUGUCAAAACUUGUUUAAUAAGGAUUUGAAGAGUGUGCUGUGUAGGUAGUUCUAACAUUAAAUGUGUGUUGAAGCCUCCAACUUUUUAACUUUGUGAAAAUACAAGCUUUUGUGUUAUCACUAAUAAUGUUUUGAGGUGAAGCAAAAGAAUGCAUUAAUGUGCUGUUACCUGUACUACAAAUGAGUGGGUUCAUGUUAAACACAACUCUGAAUAAACAAGCUGAAAACUUGAAUAAAACAAUGUGCCUUUGAUAAAUUGAUGUUAAAAGUCCUGUUUGACAUGAGAACAAAGUUGCAAGAAAUAGUGAUUGAAGCUGUUUAAACUGUUAAUCUGUUAAACUGGCUUGAUAAUGUAGCAAUUUCCAAUGAAGAAAAUCUUUAUUUGAAAUAAUUAGAAAAACAAUUAAUAAAUGUUGAGGAAUUCUU
Girardinichthys multiradiatus is the source of this 6108-nucleotide messenger RNA. It is a transcript of the gene pkp3b, whose product is annotated as plakophilin 3b. Lineage: Eukaryota; Metazoa; Chordata; Actinopteri; Cyprinodontiformes; Goodeidae. The record is from RefSeq and is a predicted model, not a curated record. Gene Ontology annotation, biological process: cell-cell junction assembly; cell-cell adhesion. The coding region runs from base 215 to 2530 and encodes 771 amino acids. Gene Ontology annotation, cellular component: plasma membrane; nucleus; cytoplasm. The transcript has 13 exons. Gene Ontology annotation, molecular function: cadherin binding.